Molecule: messenger RNA, 2107 nt
Organism: Anolis carolinensis (green anole)
Lineage: Eukaryota; Metazoa; Chordata; Lepidosauria; Squamata; Anolidae
Product: lymphocyte antigen 6E
Exons: 4
Coding region: 1028-1378 (116 amino acids)
Source: RefSeq, a predicted model, not a curated record
AUAUAUAUAUAUAAAAUUGUAUUAAAUUUUCAAAAAUGUAAUUUAAAAUACUACUAACUGAAAAAUAAUAGGAACACAGAUACUGAAAUAUAUAUAUAUAUAAACUCCAAAUACCCUGUUUCCCCUAAAAUAAGACAUCCCUAGAAAAUAAGACCUAGUAGAGGUUUUGCUGAAUUGCUAAAUAUAAGGCCUCCCCCGAAAGUAAGACCUAGCACAGUUUUUGUUUGGAAGCAUGCCCGGCGCCCACCAAACAAAACACCAUAGCAUGCAGGAUUGGUAAAUGUACAUACCAGUUGUAUAUGGAAAUAAUGCUAGUAACAAGAAAUCCUUGACAGAAGUCACAGUUUGUAUGGUUUAGUUAUGUUGGUUUGUGAUGACAACUACUGUACAGUAUAGAAUAAAUGUUCAUUUUUUUUGUUCAACAAUAAAUGUGAAUUCUUCUUCAUGGAAAAAUAAGACAUCCCCUGAAAAUAAGACCUAGCGCAUCUUUGGGAGUAAAAAAUAAUAUAAGACACUGUCUUAUUUUCGGGGAAACACGGUACAAAAAUCACCCUGUAAUAUUCCAGGACCUGCCGCGGACCAGGACUGCCAUCUGUUGAGGAGUUAUGAAGGUGGAGGCAUUACUUUUCAUUCAACCCUCGUAGGUUGGUGGGUGUACUGGGGAUGGGGAGCGAUGAAUCUGUCCGGGUUUUAGUCUAAGCUCUAAAGGAUUUGAGCCCAGAAUGGGAUUAGCAGCACCUUGGAUGGCUUUUAAAGUUCCAUAUCUACAUUCCGAAAUGGAUUGAUUGUGCCUCUGGGCCAACAACAAGACAAUGGUUUGAACCCACUAUUCCCAGUGUUCUGAUUCCAGUGCAACAAUGACCGCUGAGUCCUGUUCCAGAACAGUCACUGGACUCUGAGCCUGAUGGAAAUGGGGCUCUUCAAAGAAGGCAAUUGGGGUGAAGGUGAAAUGAAGCACCUGGUAAGAGGGAAGCUGGACCAUCUCAAGAUGGGCAGGUCCAUCUCACACUGAGAGGGUUUCAAGAGUAUGGCUACUCUCCCAGUCUUCUUGCUGACCAUUGCCUUGGGUGCUGAGAGUGUGCUUUCCUUGGAAUGCUUCUCCUGCAACGUCAGCAAGUACAUCGGUUGCACCGUGGUUGUAAAUUGCACAACAACGGAAGCGUAUUGCAUGAUGCGCACAGCUACAACCACGGACGGUUUCAUCAUCGAGCAAGGAUGCGUGGAGGUCUGCCCCGUUGCCGUAACCACUUGGCCAGUGCUCUACACUUACAUUUGCUGUCAGGAAAACUACUGCAACAGUGCUGCCAGCACAAGAAAGUCCAUCUCUCUCUUCACCAUAGUCAUUUUCACCAAAGCAUAUGCUGUCCUGGAGCUCUAGCCAAAGAGGAACAAAGAGCUCAAGCUUCUACCAAAGCAGUAAACGAUGAGGUUUUCUCUGUGCCGGCUUUCUCUUCCUCUGUGGUCCCCAGGACAAGCUUGUCUCCUACCAUUUUUCAUUUCUGGGUUGUCUAAUGAUUUUUCCUCCAUGGUUGGAAUGUAUUAUAGAUGGGCACCCAAGAUGAAUGGCCACUGACUUUGCCUUCAUUUUAUGACUGUUUGUAGCCAUGGCUGUCUCAAGUGGCUUGCAUGGGUUAAGCCAAUGGAUUCUGCAAUGGGAAAUUGUUCACCAACGAACCAUAGUUUAUAGAGCAUCUAGGGCAGAGACCCCAUGGUACCAAAGAAGGCAACAAUUGAAUGGAAACUCUACAGAGUGGGUUGUCCUUGGGUUGACCGAAGCCACCAAUAUGUCCCCAAUUGUCGGUCAGCUACAUUUGUAGUCUCUGCAGUGUUCUCUCCCACUUCUGCUCCAAAUAUAUGAAAUGCCUUCUGCUUUGGGUCUGAUCUUCCCAGAAGGCCUACUUUAGGAAGAAUGACUUCUCAAGGCAAUCCUUUGACCUGGGUGUGUGCAGAUCUGAAGAACAAAUGACGAGGGUCAUUUAAACAGAUAGCCAACCAAGACCUUUGCAAAUAAAUAUUCAUUAUUUUUUAUUAAACAAGGUAAUAAUAUGAAUGAAAAUGUGUAAUCAAUAUGUAUAUAUGCUAUAAUAAAUCUACCAAAAAGACGGUU